Messenger RNA from Histoplasma capsulatum G186AR, 1684 nucleotides. Its product is annotated as acetyl-CoA acetyltransferase. Gene Ontology annotation, molecular function: acetyl-CoA C-acetyltransferase activity. The record is from RefSeq and is a predicted model, not a curated record. The coding region runs from base 152 to 1465 and encodes 437 amino acids. The transcript is spliced from 3 exons. Gene Ontology annotation, biological process: fatty acid beta-oxidation. NCBI's taxonomy places the organism in Eukaryota, Fungi, Ascomycota, Eurotiomycetes, Onygenales, Ajellomycetaceae.
CAGCAGCUAACACUUAUAUAUAUAUAUGUAUUUAUGAAAUCUCGUAUAUCUUUUUCGUCUGGGAUAGCCCUUCCAUUCUUUAGCUUUUCCCUUUCCUGGGCGCGUUCUCCUUCCUAUCCCUUCUAGCGUACACCAUCACACCCUUCACACAAUGCAGUGCUCUCUCAGUACAGCCUCCAGAUUCUCCUCAAAUGCCUCUAUGGUGAGGUCAUCACAGAGAUUGGGCCAGGUCCAGAGGCAUUUUUCCUCUUCCAGCUCCUGCCAGAAGCAAAUACAGGAGGCCUACAUCUUGGGGGCUGCACGUACACCAACUGCCAAGUUCAAUGGCUCCUUUGUCACCGUCCCUGCUCCUGAGCUGGGUGCCGUAGCCAUCAAAUCCGCCAUCGAAAAGUCCGGAGUACCCCCCGAGAAAUUCACCGAUGUUUACAUGGGCAAUGUCUUACAAGCAUCUAUCGGCCAAUCCCCUGCGAGACAGGCUUCCAUCUUUGCUGGCCUGGCUCCAACCGUCGAGGCCAUCACCAUCAACAAAGUCUGUGCCUCCGGCCUCAAGGCUGUCGUCUUCGCCGCACAGAAUAUCCAGCUCGGGCUGGCAGAGGCACAGGUUGCCGGUGGCAUGGAAAACAUGUCAAGAGUCCCAUAUUACCUCCCGCGAGCUAGCCAACAGGGCCCAUUUGGCAAUAUGAAGCUGGAGGAUGGCCUGAUCAAAGACGGCCUGUGGGACGUCUACAACCAAUUCCACAUGGGGGUGUGCGCGGAGAACACGGCGAAGAAGUACGAAAUCUCUCGCGAACAGCAGGAUGAGUAUGCCGUGCGAUCCUACAAACGCGCGCAGAAGGCGUGGGCGGAGAAGAAAUUCGACGACGAAAUCGCCCCCGUUACCGUCAAGGGAAAGAAAGGAGACACCCUCGUGACCAUCGAUGAGGGCUUCGAAGAUUUGCGCGAGGAAAAGAUGAAAUCGCUCAAGCCUGCUUUUGUCCGCGAUGGCACAGGGACCGUCACUGCCGGCAAUGCCUCUACUUUCAACGACGGCGCCUCCGCGCUAGUAAUUACCAAUAAGCAGAUUGCUCAACGGUACGGCACAACGAGUAGGGUUCUUGCACGCAUCGUAUCGUCUGCUGAUGCCGCUAUGGAUCCCAUCGACUUCCCCGUCGCGCCCGCCAAGGCUGUGCCUAUCGCACUGGAGCGAGCGGGCCUAACCAAGGACCAGAUCUCUAUCUGGGAAUUCAAUGAGGCGUUUGCCGCUGUCAUUAAAGCUAACGAAAAGAUCCUUGGCCUCGAGAACGCGUGUGUCAACCCCCUUGGUGGCGCCAUCUCCUUGGGCCAUGCUCUUGGAAGCUCUGGUUCCCGCAUUCUCACCACCCUGCUUCACCAGUUGCAACCGGGCCAGUACGGCCUCGCGGCCAUCUGCAACGGCGGUGGAGCAGCUACUGCCGUGGUCGUCCAGAGAGUGGAAAAGGUCGAGUAGGAAUGGGGGAUUUUUGGAUAACAUGUCUGUUCAUUGUUUAUUAUAAACAGUAUGUAUAUCUGUGUAUGUAUGGAGCUUAUAUGAGUAUGUGACAUUAGUUGUGUUGUUAUUUUCCUUUCUCCUGUUUCGUUCUAUACUAAAUAAGCUGCCAGCGUUUUGCCAUUAUAUAUCAGCACACAAAAUGGCAUGUAUUACAAUCGAACGGAUUUCCAAGCUCCC